GCCGGGUAAAAGGGAUUUGACAGUAGCAGGUUUCUAGCUGAUCCUUCAGUUGACUUCCUCAGUGGGGCCGAGACAUAGACGAUGGCGGCGGCUGCCUGCAGCCAGCACACCGCUGUCACUACCGCCACCGUUAGUGGCAAAAAACCGCAUGCUAACAGAGAAAAUAGCCGGAGGAACCGUGAGAACUCGCGACGGAGACAAGCGGCUCUUUUGUUUCUCAGUAACAUCUCCCUGGACGGCCGGCCAGUCCAGAGUAAUUCCGCUGAAAAUCAAGGAACCCGCCACCACAAACACAACGACUCGGAGGGAGCAGACUCCAGCUCUGCGGCGGGGGCUGCAGCCGGUUUGUGUCCGGAUACCGGCAACAGUAGUAGCUACGGGACAUUCUCUAAUGUACCAGCUUCCGUAAGCAGCGGGACAGUCACUCAUUCCGCGGCACCGAGAACGGGACUCACCACCGUGCCGCCGAUUCUCGUCCUGCCGUCGGACACGGGCUUCAACGAUGUGGGGAGCACCGAGGUGUUGUUGGAGUGUCGCAGAGGCUCGUUUCCUUCCUCCGGGAACAGUAACCUGCUCUCGGCGUCCCCUUCCAACACCAGCCUGCUGCCGUCGCCGGUGGGACCGCGGAAGUCGUCCACUUUGCUGUCGGUUCAAAGCUGUAACUCGGUGUCCUCAGAGCCGCGACAAAGAACUCGUAACCUCUCCGGUGGUUCUCCCAGACCUCGACACACCAAGAAGAUUCACUUCAUCAAAAAUAUGAAACAGUACGACACAAGAGGCAGCAGAAUCGUGCUCAUCUGUGCUAAGAGGUCUCUGUGUGCUGCCUUUUCUGUUCUUCCCUACGGAGAGAGCUUCUACCUCAGUGAUCCUUCGUUAAAUCACCCCAGGAGGAGACACUCGUCUGGAAACAUCUCUACCACCCUGGAAAUGCUGCCGGGCCUAGAGGGUUUUCACCUGGACACCUACGGCAGGUCUGUGUCAUACGCACAGUUCCUGUACCCCACUAACGCGCUGGUGAGGCAGAAGCCGUCGUCUGCCAGCGACCUGACGCUGCAGAUUCCCGUUUCCAGGAGCACACACAGCAUUCCGGGCAGGAGCUACCCGCCCAGCCGGCUGAGCAGCACCGUGGGACUGGAUCUGGGUGUGGAGGAUGUGAUGGAUUAUGACCCCAACCUGCUCAGUGACCCCCAGUGGCCCUGCGGCAAACACAAACGAGUGCUGAUCUUCGCCUCUUACAUGACGACAGUUAUAGAAUAUGUCAAACCGUCUGAUCUGAAGAAAGAUAUGAACGAGACUUUUAAGGAGAAGUUUCCUCACAUUAAACUCACCCUCAGCAAAAUCCGAAGCCUAAAGAGAGAGAUGAGAAUAGUCGGGGAGGACUGCGGCCUGCAGCCCGUCACCCUCGCGAUGGCAUACGUCUACUUUGAAAAGCUGGUGCUGCAGGGUCGCCUCAACAAGCAGAACAGGAAGUUGGUCUCAGCUGCAUGCAUCCUAUUGGCAGCUAAGAUCAGCAGUGACCUCAAGAAACAGGAAGUCAAACAUCUAAUUGACAAGCUGGAGGAGCGUUUCAGGAUCAGCAGGAGGGAGCUCAUAUCAUUCGAGUUCACCAUCCUGGUCGCCCUGGAGAUGGCGCUCUACCUCCCAGAGAGCAAAGUCAUGCCACAUUUCAGACGGUUGGUGCAGCAGCAGCAGGUAUAGCAGUGCCUGGCUCAGCGGCACUGCAGCACGCUUCUCCGCCUCUGCAGAGAACCUCAGCAUCUUCGAGCUCCAGCACUGUGACGGAUCAGUCCUCGUGAUGCCUGGCUCAAAGGCUCAGACGCCACCCAGAAAUCAUCCUCCUCCUUCCUGCGCACUACAUCAGACUUCAGCCACGCUGUCGUGGCAGCAAACGGCUCAAAGACGUCACUGCAGAG
This is a messenger RNA of Haplochromis burtoni (Burton's mouthbrooder), 1913 nucleotides long. RefSeq names its product Cdk5 and Abl enzyme substrate 2b (gene cables2b). Lineage: Eukaryota; Metazoa; Chordata; Actinopteri; Cichliformes; Cichlidae. Bases 82 to 1698 code for a protein of 538 amino acids. Gene Ontology annotation, biological process: regulation of cell cycle. The transcript has 10 exons. The record is from RefSeq and is a predicted model, not a curated record.